AUGGAGACAAACACUGUGUUCUUCGUCUUCAUCGUUCGUGUUCUCUUUCUUUCCAACUGGACGUACGGAGAGAGGCACCUGUCGGCCAAGAUCGCAGAGAAUGCCGACAUUGGACAGCAAGUUUUCCGCGUUCUACCGACCACACCGAGAUCCAAUGAGGAAGUUCCGUGUGAUAUCAUAGACGGAAACGUCCACGGGCGCUUCAGUGUGACUCACUUCUGUGUGAUUGUAGUAGCCCGUCCUUUAGACUUUAGUAUAAACCAAAGAUAUAACCUGACUGUAAACGUCCCUGGGACAACUGAGACCCGGUUGAUUGACAUACAAGUCGAGGACGUGGACGGAUAUCCUCCUAUCUACAACGACACCUGCGAAAUGCCAGUCCUAGGAAAAGACAUAUCCUCCGGGCAUGUUGCCUUUAACGCGUCACUGCGUGCAGAACUGGAAACUGAGAUCCAGCCAGUCGGGUGUCCGCCGAACAAAUACGGUUUGGCCUGUGAUCAGAACUGCACUUGUGAGAAUGACGCCCGCUGCCAUGGAUUGAACGGUGCCUGUAAGUGUCAGCCUGGGUGGAAAGGUGUCGUCUGUGACAUACCUCACAGUACCGUUGCCAUCAUCGCGACUCCUAGCGACUCAAGACAGGUUUACAUCAAGAGUUCGUUGACAUUACACUGCAAGUCUUUCCAUCUGGCUGUUGUGAAGAUGGUUUGGACAUUUCCUAAUGGUACAAGAAGGAGGCUACUUGGCACUCAAGAAGACCAAAUCAGGAUCGAAAGCAUCCAAUCCGAACACAACGGUACCUACACCUGUACUGGUAUUACUGAAGACAAAACGGAAGUUACCGCCUAUUACGAGGUACAAGCAGUCACUUGUCCUCCCGGCAAAAGAGGCAAAUUGUGCGAAGAGGACUGCAACUGUCUACACGGUACCAGCUGUGACCGGUGGGCCGGCUGUGUCUGUCUGUCGGGAUGGACAGGAAAACUUUGUGAGACCAAAUGCCCAGACGGCACGUACGGACGGGGCUGCAGCGGUGAGUGUUCAUGUCAGAAUGGUGCCGUCUGCGAUCCUAGCGACGGUCAGUGUAACUGCACCGAGGGGUGGUAUGGCAUGCAUUGUACCCGUCCAUGUUUAAGUGGUCGGUACGGGUGGAGAUGUCGGCAGGCCUGUGAUUGUAAGAACAACGCCACAUGCCAUCACGUAGAUGGGAGCUGCACAUGCGCGCCGCCCUGGACCGGACAUCGAUGUGACGUCAUCCAACCCGAAACAUCUCCGCUGCCACUACAGAUCUCCAUAUCACUUUCAUUGACGCUGCUUUGUGUCUUGUCAGCAUUGGUGGCGUUUUACAAAUGGAGGACGGGCACUCGGAUGAGACGAGACGAAGACCAAGAAGAGACACAGGUGUUACUCGAACUUAAAAGUAUGGAAGAAAACCUCGCACAGAGUCUACAGCCCGGCUGGCUCGAACGGUGGGAGAGGAAGGCAAAGGAUCUGACUCUGGGCGAUCUGAUUGGUCAGGGUGCAUUUUCGCACAUCAGAGAAGGGCGUUUGCGCACCGCUAACGCUGACGUCACAGUUGUGGCGGUCAAGUCCGUCCGUUCGAAGGACAGACUGUGCUAUCGAGCUUUCUAUCGCGAAGCAGCAAUGUUGGUUGCUUUUGACGAAAACUGCAAAGAACACAACCCUGAUGGGCAUCCUAACAUUAUCAAGUUGUUUGGUGUCAUCACUAAAUCCACACCAAAGUGUAUUCUCUUGGAAUAUGCUGCCAAAGGUGAUCUGCUGCAACUUUUGAAACAGCAGAAUACAGAUAAUGUUGCUCGUCUACUGGGUAGCUUUCUCCGCUACGCAGUCCACACAUCACGUGGUCUGAAGGAGCUCCGACGUCUGCGCAUCGCUCACGGUGACGUGGCCGCUCGAAACGUCCUCAUCAGUGGAGACGACGUCGCCAAGCUGUCUGACUUCGGUCUGGCCCAUGACGUGUACACCACAACCACCUACAUCUCCUCAGGUAAGAACGACGCGGAGGAACUCCUCCCUCUGAAGUGGAUGGCUCUGGAGUCGCUGGAGACUCGCAAGUUCACGUGCGAGAGCGACACGUGGUCGUUCGGCGUGCUGCUGUGGGAGAUGGCCGCGUUCGGGGAGGAGCCCGACUAUCAGCACGAGAUCCGACUGAGUUGUCCCAGGUUGGUCGGGAUCCUGAGACAGGGAUAUCGUCUGCAGAACCCACCCGGAUGUCCGGACAGACUGUAUGACGUCAUGAAGUCGUGUUGGCAGGAGGACCCGUCAGCCAGACCAGAGCCGGUAGACCUUGAGCAGAAGCUGACAGACUGUCUUGAAGAAAUAGAUCCACUGUUCAUCCUCGAGAAGGUGACUACACUUUAGAAAUCGAACCAUCUUUUAGCAAACUGAAAAUGUGAAGGUUACAGUCACUAUUUCAUAAGACUUUUCGCUCGUCUCGUUUGAAUUAGGUAUACAAUAUUCUUCUAGACCACCGUACCCAUAAAUGCCAAUUAUAAGACAUUUACCAUGAUACAAACUAUUUUAAAUUCAAUGUAUUUUUGCUAAAAUACAAAUAUAGUAUCUUUGGUCAAGACAAGUAGAUAUUCUGGUUGAAAAGUUGUCAGUGAUAUAGUCUAGUUAUUCUUCGAUAGUUUUUUUUACAUCUACUGCGAUAUGCAAAGUAUAUUACACUGUAUCUGAUAUGUAGUGGCAUUUCCUUGGUCAUGUCUGUAACGAUUUAUAAACUCUUUUUUCUUGCCACAAUCAAGCUUUAAGUAGCCUGACUGUUUACGAUGAUGAAUCGCAAUUACCUUAAAAGGUUGAGGUUUAGACUUACUGAUGUCUUUCUUUCAUUCUUCAUCUUCAUCAAUAUAACAGUUAAGUGAAUUAGUUGUGGUUAUAUAACGUUAUAUAUUAUCAAGUGAUACCAAGAGAUACAAAAUGCAGCGAAACCAGUCUUAUUUUAUUUAUUUAUUGGUGUGAUGUUUACUGACAUUUUAUUAAAUAUAA
This is a messenger RNA of Branchiostoma floridae (Florida lancelet), 3003 nucleotides long. RefSeq names its product proto-oncogene tyrosine-protein kinase receptor Ret-like. Gene Ontology annotation, molecular function: ATP binding; calcium ion binding; transmembrane receptor protein tyrosine kinase activity. NCBI's taxonomy places the organism in Eukaryota, Metazoa, Chordata, Leptocardii, Amphioxiformes, Branchiostomatidae. Gene Ontology annotation, biological process: multicellular organism development; homophilic cell-cell adhesion; positive regulation of kinase activity. Bases 1 to 2376 code for a protein of 791 amino acids. The transcript has 2 exons. The record is from RefSeq and is a predicted model, not a curated record. Gene Ontology annotation, cellular component: membrane; signaling receptor complex.